AUGGAGCUCGAUACGCCAGACCUUGGUUCUGAAGAAUCAGAAGUGGAAGAACCGGAACUGGAAGAACUGUACGGAUCAGCAGACCCUCCCCGCGAAAGGAGCCGUGGUAUUGAUGAUAGCAUGAUCCAUGCGCAUGGCGAACUCCUCAAAGCUUAUCUGACCAUCCCAUCCCGAAUAUCCAAAAGAAAUGCCGAAAUCGAUACUUGCAAAAAACUAUUUGAAGGAUACAAAGCCGAAAACAUAAGACGACAAAACGAUGCAGAUAUCGAAAAGCAAAUGCAACGGUUUGAAAACGGUGAAAAGGAAUUCGUGGAAAAUUAUAUCAAACCUCUCAUAAAUCUACUUCGUGAACAGCCAAUGAUCAAGUGUGUUCCUGAGAAUAAGGAAAUCAUGGAGUUGCAUGGGAGACGUCAUGAGCUAGAGGAAAUGAUACAGAGUUAUGAGGAAGAUCCCAGUCUUCUGGAGCAUGGACAGGCGUUCUUGAAAAUUUUCCACGAGUGUAUAUGGCGGGAACAUUUUGUCAGAGUCCAGGAGAAUAUCGAUUGGUGUAUGGAGGAUAUCGAGGAAAGUGAGAAGCUGAAAGUCGAUUUGAGGAUUAUGUUGGUAAACUCGGGGAUUAUUUUGAGGGAGGGAGGUCUACCGAUGAGACGGAUAGAUGAUAGUAGAAAUCCUAUGGAAGAUUAG
Messenger RNA from Botrytis byssoidea, 684 nucleotides. RefSeq lists its product as uncharacterized. The transcript has 2 exons. The record is from RefSeq and is a predicted model, not a curated record. The coding region runs from base 1 to 684 and encodes 227 amino acids. Lineage: Eukaryota; Fungi; Ascomycota; Leotiomycetes; Helotiales; Sclerotiniaceae.